GAUCGUUCGUCAAGCGAGCGUCCAGCAGCAGUCAUGGCCGCCACUGAGAUGAAGGUGCUCUUUAGCGCCAAGGAGUACGUGCUCGUGGCAUUGACGCUGCUUCUCGUGCCAAUUGUGCUGGCCGAGCUCUUUGGCGUGGCGCAAAUGCGCGCUGCCAUCCCCGAGUUCCAGACGGACCCAGACAUGCCACAUAUCAGUGAGUGGCUCAUCGGCAUCGGCUUCGCUUUCGUCACCAUCACACUACGCUUUGCCUUUCUGGCCGUGGCCAAGCCUCUCGGCCGCCGAGUUCUGUCCCCAACCAAGCGACUGCACGCGGAUCGUGUCGAGCGCUUCGCUACGGUGCUCUUCAAGUUCCUAUACUUUGCUGGUAUUACUGUGGCUGGAUACUACGUUAUGCGCGACGAGAAGUGGUUCCCACCUGUGCUGGGAGGCAAGGGUGAGAUCCGUGAGGCUUACUUGAUCUUGAAUGAAGCACCAGGCUUCGCUCUCAAGUACUACUACUUCGUACAGCUCGGCUACCAUUUCCACAGUCUACUGUACAUGCUGGUCUUCUCCCCUAUCCGUAACGACUUCAUCGAGAUGCUUCUGCACCAUUUGGUGACGAUCAUCCUCAUCGGAGGAUCGUAUCUUGCCAACUACUGCGCCAUGGGAGCGCUAGUGACGUUCACGCAUGACAUUGGCGACGUGACUGGCUACGCUAUCAAGUCGGUUGUCGAUACAGGCAACACUCCACUGAUUGUAGCCAUGUACGUCGUGCUCCUGGUCUCUUGGGGCUACACGCGGCUGUACGUGUAUCCGUUCCACUUAAUCUACAACGCCAUCUUCGUGAUCCCUGAGGCCAAUCCGCAUGUGGUUGGCAUCUUCUUGCAUCCGGGCAACGCGCUGCUUUGCAUGCUGGUAGUGCUGCACGUGUACUGGUAUGGUCUCUUCCUCGUCAUGGGCUACACUCUCAUUCGCAAGGGCUUGGCGGAAGACAUCCAGGACAAGUGCUCGGAUGUCGACGAAGUCAAAGGAGAAGAAGCGGCAUCGAAAGCCAGUUCUAGCAGCAAACCGAAGAACGAGUGAGGAUUAAGCACGGCGUUGCAAUGGCUACAGAAUCCCUUUUCAACUA
Molecule: messenger RNA, 1111 nt
Organism: Phytophthora infestans T30-4
Lineage: Eukaryota; Oomycota; Peronosporomycetes; Peronosporales; Peronosporaceae
Product: LAG1 longevity assurance
Exons: 3
Coding region: 34-1065 (343 amino acids)
Biological process (GO): ceramide biosynthetic process
Cellular component (GO): membrane; endoplasmic reticulum
Molecular function (GO): sphingosine N-acyltransferase activity
Source: RefSeq, a predicted model, not a curated record